AGCUGACUCCGGAGGGGACCUGCCCGGAAGCGAAUCCCGCGAGGACGCUUCUCUCCUUCUCCGCCUGGCCUGUCGCCCUCCGUUUCCAGGGAAGAUGGCGUCUCUUUGGCUCUUGCUGGUGUCGGUGGUGCUCUUCCCUCUUCCUUGCUCCGCGUGGCCCGUGCCCUACAGGCGUUUUGAUUACCGCCCUAAAACAGAUCCUUACUGUCAAGCCCGAUACACUUUCUGCCCAACUGGGUUUCCCAUCCCACUGAUGAGCGACAAGGAUGUCUUGGAAGUUUAUCGACUGCAGGCCCCUGUCUGGGAGUUCAAAGUGGGAGACCUCUUUGGACGUAUGAAAAUCAUGCACGAUGCUGUCGGUUUCAGGAGCACUUUAACAGGGAAAAACUACACGAUGGAGUGGUAUGAGCUCUUUCAGCUGGGAAACUGUACAUUUCCGCAUAUACGGCCUGAUCUGUUUGCGCCUUUUUGGUGCAACCAAGGAGCUGCCUGCUUCUAUGAAGGAAUAGAUAAUGUCCACUGGAAAGAGAAUGGGACGUUGGUCCAGGUGACCACAAUCUCAGGAGCUGUGUUUAAUGAAAUGGCGAAGUGGGUGAAAUAUGACAAUGACACUGGCAUUUACUAUGAGACGUGGGCCGUCAAAGAGAGUCCAGACAAGAAUGCCAGAGUUUGGUUUGAGUCGUACGAAUGCUCCAAGUUUGUAUUGCGGACAUAUCAAAAACUGGCUGAACUUGGAGCUAUUUUCAAGAAGAUACAAACUAACUAUACCACCGUCACUCUCUUCAGUGGACAGCCCACUUAUUUGGGAAAUGAAACAACUAUAUUUGGACCACGUGGGAACAAAACAGUAGCUGUUGCAAUUAGAAACUUCUAUUCUCCAUUCAAACCUUUUCGGUCAGUCAAAGAAUUCUUUGUAAACCUCUUGAGAAUAGUUGAUGAGGUGGUUCUGGAUCACCAGUUUUACCUCUUUUACAACCUCGAAUAUUGGUUUUUGCCCAUGAAGUAUCCUUACAUGAAAAUAGCCUAUGAAGAAAUCCCAUUGCCUAAUUCAAAUACCACAAAGUUUGGCAUGUAAUUAAGCCUUCAUGUUCUAAAAUAAUACCUCUCUUUGCUGAGGACAGGCCAUGGCAUUCUUUCAGAGUGAAGUGGAAAGGAGCAAGUGAUGGUAGACACCUGGAUUUCUAUCAGUAUUAGAAGUCCUCUGACAAGUUAAAGACAUCUAAACCAAGCUAUUUUCCUUGCACUGAAUCAGAAUGUGAGAUUUUUUUUUUACAGAUCUGUACUUCUAUUUUUCUAUAUAUUCUUAUAGUUUAAUGAACUCCCUGGCAUCAUUUCUUGAUGGAUGAUAUAUAAAUAUUUAAGUUUAGACCAUGGAAGCAUCAUUAAUCAAAGCUGGCAUAUUUUAUUUAUUUCAUACAUUUCUAUCCCAUCCUUCUCUCCACAAGGGGACUCAGAUUUGAAUAAAAACUGUCACUUUCAAAUGGUGGGUCAUCAAACAAUAAACAGUGACAAGUAUCUAAAGAGUGGACAAAAUGUGGCUCACGACGCUGUUCUUUUGCAGCCCUUGGCCACUCCAGAUUUCCUUCUGACCAAAAAUUGCGUAAAUUGCUUCUUGAGAAAUCCUGCAGACCUGCCCCCGUUUUUUUCAAAGCUAGCAGUAGACAUCCUGACCAAUUUCAGGUUUUGGUUGUUGUUUUUCUGGGUUUGUGUAGCAAUCAGAGGGUUCUGGGGACAAAGCUACCACAGCAACCAUCCCAAUGUCAAUUAACGAACGAGCAAGUUUUGUCUGUGAAGAGGACUCAAAGAUGCUUUAUUGAUUGAAUUUGGGGACCACAACUAUUACAAUGUACAAGUUGUGUGACAGUGUUAGGAAUCUAUACCUGGAAUAUGAAGUGCGGUAGAUGUAAACCUCACAGAGAUACUGUGCUCUUGAUGCAGCUGGUAUAAAAUGUAUGCAUUGUCUCUGUCAUACCUGAAAGUAAAUGGGAAACAAACCAAACCAACAGCUGUUAAAUAUAGUUAGAUUCACAAUGGAGGUUGAAGCAUCUCAUAUCAACUUCAUGUUUCCAACUUCCCAGUUGCAACCACCCCCCCCCCCCCC
Messenger RNA from Anolis sagrei ordinatus, 2101 nucleotides. RefSeq names its product CLN5 intracellular trafficking protein (gene CLN5). Gene Ontology annotation, molecular function: hydrolase activity, acting on glycosyl bonds. Gene Ontology annotation, biological process: lysosome organization. Gene Ontology annotation, cellular component: lysosome; lysosomal membrane. NCBI's taxonomy places the organism in Eukaryota, Metazoa, Chordata, Lepidosauria, Squamata, Anolidae. The record is from RefSeq and is a predicted model, not a curated record.